UACCUCCCUCUGUGAGCAGUGACAGCCAGCAGCAGCAGCAGCAGAGAUGAAUGUGAACGCGGGCACGGUGGGCAGCGACCCGGUCAUUCUGGCCACGGCUGGAUACGACCACACCAUCCGCUUCUGGCAGGCGCACAGCGGCAUCUGCACCAGGACCGUCCAGCACCAGGACUCUCAAGUAAAUUACCUUGAGCUGACGCCUGACAAGAGUAUGAUUGCUGCAGCAGGUUAUCAGCACAUCCGCAUGUUCGACCUGAACUCCAACAACCCAAACCCUGUGAUAAGCUACGACGGCGUGAGCAAGAAUAUCUCGUCUGUGGGUUUCCAUGAGGACGGACGCUGGAUGUACACGGGAGGAGAGGACUGCAUGGCUCGCAUAUGGGACCUUAGGUCAAGAAAUCUGCAGUGUCAGAGGAUAUUCCAGGUCAACGCUCCAAUCAACUGUGUGUGCCUGCAUCCCAACCAGGCAGAGCUGAUUGUUGGCGAUCAGAGUGGAGUGAUUCAUAUCUGGGAUCUGAAGACGGACCACAACGAGCAGCUGAUUCCUGAGCCAGAGGUCGCCAUUAACUCCGUUCACAUCGACCCGGAUGCCAGUUACAUGGCAGCGAUCAACAGCUCGGGAAACUGUUAUGUGUGGAACCUGUCUGGAGGGGCAGGAGACGAGGUGACCCAGCUCAUCCCCAAAACCAAGAUCCCGGCACACAAACGCUACGCCCUGCGCUGCAAGUUCAGCCCUGACUCCACUCUGUUAGCCACCUGCUCCGCGGACCAGACCUGUAAGAUCUGGAGGACGUCUAACUUCUCUCUGAUGACGGAGCUGAGCAUCAAGAGCAACAACCCCGGGGAGACGUCCCGAGGCUGGAUGUGGGACUGCACCUUCUCCGGAGACUCCCAGUAUAUCCUCACUGGUCAGUACCUUUUUAUAUAUAUUAAUCAGGAAAAGUCAAAAAAACUUGAGUAAUGCCACUUUUGAAAG
Molecule: messenger RNA, 976 nt
Organism: Notothenia coriiceps (black rockcod)
Lineage: Eukaryota; Metazoa; Chordata; Actinopteri; Perciformes; Nototheniidae
Gene: mlst8
Product: MTOR associated protein, LST8 homolog (S. cerevisiae)
Exons: 7
Coding region: 47-961 (304 amino acids)
Biological process (GO): regulation of actin cytoskeleton organization; TOR signaling
Cellular component (GO): TORC2 complex; TORC1 complex
Molecular function (GO): protein binding
Source: RefSeq, a predicted model, not a curated record